Molecule: messenger RNA, 744 nt
Organism: Salarias fasciatus (jewelled blenny)
Lineage: Eukaryota; Metazoa; Chordata; Actinopteri; Blenniiformes; Blenniidae
Product: T-complex protein 11-like protein 1
Exons: 5
Biological process (GO): signal transduction
Source: RefSeq, a predicted model, not a curated record
CGGUGAUGCCGAAGGACUCGGACCUCGAGGAGGAGGAGGACCAGAGGAAGGACCCCGGGACUCAGGAGAGCCACAGGAAGGGGGUCCGAGCCAGUCCGCCCAGCCCCCACCCAGGGAACCCCCCACAAGCCAGCCCCCCCAGGGUGCCGGUGGAGGAGCUGAUGGAGGCGGCUGAAGGAGUGACCAACAUGGUUCUGGCUCAUGAGAUCGUGGUGAACCAGGACUUCCAAGUCAGACCCAGAGAACUUCCUGAGGGGAGCCUGGAGCGUCACGUCAGGGACGUCCUGCAGAAGACCUUCUGGGACCUUCUGGAGGCUCAGCUGCUGGAGGAGCCUCCGUCCUACGAGCAGGUCCUCCAGCUGCUGGACGAGAUCAAAGAGACCCUGCUGUCCUUCCUGCCCCCGGGACGGUCCCGCCUGCGGUCCCACAUCGAGGAGGUCCUGGACCUGCCCCUGAUCCGGCAGCAGGCCCAGAACGGGGCCCUGGACAUCGGGGGUCUGUCCCGCUUCGUCGUGGACAUGAUGGGCUCGCUGUGCGCCCCCUGCAGGGACCCGGACGUCCAGAGGCUGAAGGACGUCUCCGACAUCGUGCCUCUGCUCAAGUCCAUCUUCUGCGUCCUGGACCUGAUGAAGGUGGACAUGGCCAACUUCGCCCUGAGCAGCGUCCGUCCCCUGCUGGUGCAGCAGUCGGUGGAGUACGAGAGGAACAAGUUCCAGGCCUUCCUGGACAAGCAGCCCAGUGAGA